AUGGCCGAUAACCACCCAACAUAUCUAGAACCGAGCGAACUCGGCACGAAGGACUACUGGGAAACCUUCUACGCGCGCACCCUCUCGCACCUCUCCUCCAAACAAACCGCCCACCCCUCGAAACCCACGCACACCGAUCCUACCUCCAAUUCCCAGAGCGAUGACGGCAGCGAAGACGAUGAAGACGAAGAGGAUGAUAUCGACGAUGACUCCGACCCCGGUACCUCGUGGUUCAGCGAGCAUAAUGCGCCUGACAAGGUGUUGGAGUUCUUGACGGGUGAGGAGUUCCCGUUGGCGCCUUGUAAUACCCUUCCUACUCGUCACGAACAGCCGAAGAUCCUUGACCUUGGGACUGGAAAUGGGAGCAUGCUCGCGUUGUUGAGGAAGCGCGGUGGGUUUCGCGGGGAGAUGGUUGGGGUGGAUUACUCGGCGCAGAGUGUGGAGUUGGCGAGGCGGUUGCAGCGGUUGAGGAUUCACAGGGCCUAUCUUUCUGAUUCGGAGGAUGAAGAUGGGGAUUCAGAGGGUGAGGAUGGGGGUGAGGAGGAGGAGGGGGGGGUUAAGGGGCCGGAGAUUCGGUUUGAGGAGUGGGAUAUUCUGUCUUCGUCGCCUUCGGCGUUAAUAUCGUUACCGGAUGGAGUGGAGGCGAAGGACAGGUUGGAUUGGUUCCCCUACGAGCGGCGCGGGUUUGAUAUCGUCUUGGAUAAGGGGACGUUUGAUGCUGUUUCGUUGUCCGCGGAGGAGGUGCUGGUUCCUGCUGCUGCUCACGAGGAGCAGAGGAAGGACGGCAAAAAGGUGCAGAGGCGCGUUUGUGAACGCUACCCUGGCAUUGCGAGGGCCUUGGUCAGGCCUGGCGGCUUCCUGGUCGUCACGAGUUGUAAUUGGACUGAAGAGGAGUUGGUCGAGUGGUUCACGGCUGCGUCUGCGUCUGCUGGCCCGGAUCUAAAAGAUCGGUUGGUCGUUUGGGGGAGGGUCGAAUAUCCGCGCUUUCGCUUUGGGGGGAGGGAAGGGCAGGGCGUAUGUACAGUUUGCUUUCAGAGGGUGGUUGAUUGA
Messenger RNA from Aspergillus homomorphus CBS 101889, 1050 nucleotides. Its product is annotated as putative S-adenosylmethionine-dependent methyltransferase. Gene Ontology annotation, molecular function: protein-lysine N-methyltransferase activity. The record is from RefSeq and is a predicted model, not a curated record. The coding region runs from base 1 to 1050 and encodes 349 amino acids. Lineage: Eukaryota; Fungi; Ascomycota; Eurotiomycetes; Eurotiales; Aspergillaceae. The transcript is spliced from 3 exons. Gene Ontology annotation, biological process: peptidyl-lysine dimethylation; peptidyl-lysine monomethylation. Gene Ontology annotation, cellular component: cytoplasm.